AUGUCAAAGAGGAGUUAUGAUACAAUUGUUCAGAACAAAUGGGAAUCAUCAAAAGAAAGAGCAGUGAAGUUGUUCAGUUCAAGCGCAUCAGGAAAUCAGGCAAAAUCUACACUCUCGCUAGAUUGUCAAUUACCAAGGACAGCUCAUUCUUUACAAACAAUUGGAGAGCCAGUGAUAUCGAUAGUGCGCCUUGGCUCAUCAGGAACAAUAACAUGGGAUUUGCUUUGCUCAUAUGCAAAAGCAGAGAGAUCAGCAUUCAUCGAGGCAUAUCAAUGGAUCUACCAACUGAUUGGAGGAAGUGAUCAUCCUUUCGAAAGUGCAGUUCGUUUAAUCGAGUCUGGUAUCACAAUUGACAAUUUCAAAUAUCUAGUCGAGCAAAGUUACCAAUACAGUUAUAAUGACUUUAUUGCUGCAAUCGAUUAUCAUCUACCAUUAUUUGAAAUGUUUAUGGAGCAACCUAUCACACCUAAAAUCUAUAAGGAAAUCAAAGAACGCUCUCUUUUAAUACUCGGCUCAAAGAAUAAUUCAUUUGUUAUAAAUAGCCUGCUUGAUAAAAAGGAAGAUGUGUUUGACGGUAAAACUUAUUGGUGUUAUUAUGAUUUUUUCCCCACCACACCUUUAGAUCUAAAGGUUUUAAAGAGGUUUCACGACAGGAAUUUGAUAUCUAAAGACUCAUAUAUCAUUAAUAAGCUUGUUCCAUAUCGAAUUGAAAAGAUACCGGAUCUUGAAGUUUAUUCAUUUUGGUUGGACAACUAUUUAGAUCGCCAAUUAGAUUUUCAGAUUGCAUUUGAUAAGUUGCAAGAAAAUUACAAUAACCAUCCUCUCAAUGUAUCUACCGAGCAUCCUUUCGAUAUUUUGAAAGCAAUAGCACAAGACAUAUUUAAUAUCUCCUCUUCACCUGUUGAAGUUAAUCUAACUACUUUCGAUACUUCUUCUGUUGGUAUUCCCAAAUUGGAUAGCGAAUUAGAGUUUCAUUAUGGUAAUAUAUCCGAAUUUCCACCUACUAAAUCAACAGAAAUGGAGCAAUACAUGAACGAAUACUAUCCAUUAGUUUUGAAAGGAUGGGAGCCCUUUAUGCCUGACGAUGACAAACAACUCCCGAUUGUGCAGUAUUUGUUAGAAAUUACAUAUCCAUUGUUGUCUGUAAAUGGUGCAACAGCAUACAGGUUGGAGAGCAUUUUCAAAAGUUUCACAUUUUAUAUCGCCGUUGGUAAUGGACUAAUGGAGAUUGUACAAUUCAUGAACUCGAAAGUCAGUAGUAGCAGUUUCGACAGCGCUUGGAUUGAUAAAUAUGGUUUACCAAUAGAGACUGCUCUUUUCAACCGACAGUACGAUAUGAUGGAGUAUCUACUUCAAACACGACCAACCGAGAAGCUGACGAAAGAGAAUAUCGAGAUGAUUGGCGAGUAUGGUGAUACCUAUGCCUACCGUAUCUUCCUGCAACACAGUCCCGAUAAUUUUUGUAUAAACGAACUCAUAUAUUUGGCCGGUGUCAAUGGAAGAGUUGCAUUGAUCAACCUGGUAUUGAGCGAUGGUAAACUCACUAAAUACAUUCACUCUCAAACCAUUGGCCUGAAAGGAAGAUGGUAUGUCGUAAAAGCAUUCAUGAACAGCUCCGAUAGUCAACUGAACAAAACCAACUUUAUCCACAGUAUAUUCAGAAACUCUGCCAAGAAAAACAAUCUACCCAUUCUUAAAUUAAUCAAUCAACACUAUUCAUCUUAUUUAGUUAAUGUAAAAGUCGAUCAAGUUUCAAUAGUGGAAUGCGUAAACAACAAUGGUUAUGAAACAAUCAAAUUUUUAUCAGAUUUUAUUUACAUUGAUACAAAGUACCUGAGGGAGGUUAUGCAUAAAAGUCCAGAGUGGUUAGCAACCUUCAAAACUUUAAUGGAAAAGAAUAAAAAUAAAAAAAUUUAUUGUUUAUAA
Molecule: messenger RNA, 1926 nt
Organism: Heterostelium album PN500
Lineage: Eukaryota; Evosea; Eumycetozoa; Acytosteliales; Acytosteliaceae
Exons: 3
Coding region: 1-1926 (641 amino acids)
Source: RefSeq, a predicted model, not a curated record